AUGGCCCCACCAACGAUACCAGCGGAACAGCCGGUUAAUGACUUUGCAAACGAUGUCGCAUCACAGAUGGAGGGCUUUACCCAGUCGCAAGAUAUAGCAGAAGAAGCCAUUGCACGGGAUCGUGAAGAAGACAACUCGGCGUCCGAAGAUGACAACGAUUCUUCCUCGGGUUCGGAUACAGUCAGGCAAUAUUCCAUGAUAAACUCUUAUCGCCGGCCUUCCUACGUUAACCCAGGAUCACGCGGUACAGCUAUAAUGUCUACCAGCGUACCCGAAAGGAGUCACCUACCAACGUCAUGGAAGAAACACAGUCAUUUGUCGAAGAAAGAGAGGGAGACCGUGCGAGACGAGGAGCGGAGCCUGCUCCGCGAUAAUCAUUUGAUUCCACCCAAGCAUCCAAGAGCUGGAAGCGAAGGACCCUUUGACCGAGUACGAUCUAGGAUGUCUAUGUCAGGGCUACGAAAGGUCAAGAGCACUCCGGACGAGGAGAGCGCAGUGGAGUCACCUUCUGAGCGCACGACGCUACUCGGAGUGUCAGAAGGCGAUCCAAGCCAACCAUAUGGGGGCCUAGACUCACCAAAAACGAUCAACAAGAAAUGGAACGAGGCGGUUGCAGCGGGAAAGAUCAACACAAGUUGGCAGCGGGAAGCAAAAGUUUUGAUGAAGAGCUCCGCACCGCUCAUCCUGACCUUCUUGCUACAAUACAGCUUGCCAGUGGCGAGUAUCUUCACAGUCGGGCAUAUCGGCAAAACUGAACUAGGAGCCGUGAGUCUGGCCAGUAUGACUGCGUCCAUAACGGGCUAUGCAGUGUAUCAGGGCCUGGCUACUUCACUCGACACGUUGUGUGCGCAAGCAUACGGCUCUGGGCGUCCUCACCUUGUUGGUCUGCAACUGCAACGCAUGUUGUACUUUCUGCUUUUGAUUACCAUCCCGAUAUCACUCAUAUGGGCUUUCGGCACACAGAUUCUCUCGCUUAUCGUUCCCGAGAAAGAGACCGCACGCUUAGCCGGACUGUACCUGAAGGUUCUUAUUGCUGGAGCACCUGGGUAUGCAGCUUUUGAAUCUGGGAAACGCUACGUACAGGCGCAAGGCAUCUUCAGCGCGACCAUGUACAUUCUACUUAUCUGCGCUCCACUCAACGCUUUCUUGAAUUGGUUCAUGGUCUGGCAUCUUGGCUGGGGGUUCAUCGGAGCACCCAUUGCUGUCUCGAUCACGGAGAACGUCCUUCCUCUGCUGCUCUUUCUCUACGUCAGAUUCAUUGACGGAUACCAAUGCUGGGGCGGUUUUGACAGAAGAGCGCUAAGAAAUUGGAUGCCCAUGGUGAAGCUUGCGCUUCCUGGUCUGGUCAUGGUGCUUGCAGAAUUCCUAGCUUUUGAAAUCCUGACACUAAGCUCGUCAUGGCUUGGUCCAACUGAACUUGCAGCGCAGUCUGUACUCGGAUCUAUUACCGGUAUCACUUUCCAGAUACCCUUCCCAAUGAGCGUAGCAGCCUCCACACGCAUCGCCAACCUCAUUGGAGCUACACUAGCAGUUCCAGCGAAAACAGCAGCUAAAGUCGCUGUCUGUGCCUCAAUCGUCGUCGGCAUCUUCAACCUCCUACUCCUUUCACUUCUUCGUGAGGCUAUACCUCGCCUCUUCACACCCGACGAAGAAGUCAUUGACAUGGUGGCAAAGCUUCUCCCAUUGUGCGCCACCUUCCAGGUCUUUGAUGCUCUAGCGGCCAACUGUAACGGCAUCUUGCGUGGCUUGGGUAGGCAGGAAAUUGGCGGUUAUGUUGGACUUUUUGCCUACUAUGUCGUCGGUAUUCCAAUCAGCUUCGGUACUGGAUUCGGGUCGCCGCAUUGGGGUCUGUAUGGACUUUGGAGUGGACCAGCGAUUGCACUUGGUAUCGUGGCUGCCAUCGAAGGCGUUUUCAUAUGGCGGACCAGUUGGGACAAAGCAGUAGAGGAUGCCAAGGUGCGAAAUGCCGCAAACUAA
Alternaria arborescens is the source of this 1977-nucleotide messenger RNA. Its product is annotated as putative transporter. Gene Ontology annotation, cellular component: membrane. The record is from RefSeq and is a predicted model, not a curated record. Gene Ontology annotation, molecular function: antiporter activity; xenobiotic transmembrane transporter activity. Lineage: Eukaryota; Fungi; Ascomycota; Dothideomycetes; Pleosporales; Pleosporaceae. The transcript is spliced from 2 exons. Gene Ontology annotation, biological process: xenobiotic detoxification by transmembrane export across the plasma membrane. Bases 1 to 1977 code for a protein of 658 amino acids.